AUGGCUACCUGCUCCAGGACAGCCUCUCAAGCCCAAUCCCUGUUUGAUCAAGGAUACCUGGAACCCGCACUUCCGCCAACCACCUCUGUUGAAUAUGGCAAGGUAUCCCUUGAACAAGUCACGCAACUCCUCCUUGGCCUCCUCAGCCAAGUUGAACGCCUCAAGCAAGAGAUUGCCAAAAUCAAGGAAGCAGGAAUUGAGACCUGGACAACUGUCAAAAAUAUAUCCCAAACUGUUGAUGUUGUCAAGGAUGGGCUUAAGUCCCUUCAACUCCAGGGCCCCUGCACACCCAAAGGACCCCAACCCAAAGCUGUGGAAGAAACGCCAUGCCCCUUAGCAAAAGCCAAGCCUAUUGGAUUGGUUAGUGGGGCCCCCUUCUGGUCAGAAGCACCCAAGGUCCUCCCCAGCCUUGCCCAACCAACCCCACAAAGAGCUGCUCCCCCGCAAGUCCCAUCUCCCCCUCCAUCUCUGCGUCUCCAAUCCCCAAUUGGGACAGCUGCCCCUCCACCUCCGGCUCCAGUUGCCGCCUAUCCUGCUCCGGUCAAGGUUGACCACCCCAACGCCUACACAGGCAAAAUAGGGAGCAAAGCCAAACAAUGGCUGACCCAGAUGUUGGCCUGGACCCGCCUCAACUUGCGGAUGUUCCCUACUGAUCAAGAGGUCCUCUCCUUCCUCUUGAUGAACAUGAAGGACUCCGCCAGGGCCUGGGCCCACCCACACCUUGACCAGCUUGGAUCACACCGAGCCAUCAUCCAAACCGUUGAGGGAUUCAAGUUGGAAUUCUUGGCAGCAUUUGGCAACCCUGACGCCACAAGGGCUGCUGAGCAGAAGAUCACCACCCUCACCCAGUCCAGCACAUGCGCGGACUAUAUCACAAAGUUCAGAACCCUAGCCAUGGAACUAGACUGGAAUGACGCGGCCCUCAAAGAGCUGCAGAAUGCAGCACUUGUCAUUGAUAAUGCUCUUCAAGAAGAGCGCGCUAGCCACCCACCAAGGGACAGUAAGUCUAGCAAAUCAUCUAACCCCGCAAGGGGGACAAGUACCAGCCAGCCAACCACCGGUUCAAGAAAGCUCUCCAACAACCCCAACUUUGUAUUGGAGGAAGAGCAAAACCGCCGCCGCGCCGCCGGCGCCUGUAUCAAGUGCGGAAAAAUGGGCCACAAGUUUGCAGAAUGUUGCACAGGCUGGAAAGCCACCCCUAUUGAAGACAAGGGGAAGGCUAAGGAAACUGCCAAAACGGGCAAAGACUCCAAGUACCAAUUGGGAAAAGAGUAA
Molecule: messenger RNA, 1275 nt
Organism: Rhizoctonia solani
Lineage: Eukaryota; Fungi; Basidiomycota; Agaricomycetes; Cantharellales; Ceratobasidiaceae
Product: Retrotransposon gag protein
Exons: 2
Coding region: 1-1275 (424 amino acids)
Molecular function (GO): nucleic acid binding; zinc ion binding
Source: RefSeq, a predicted model, not a curated record